AUGUCCCAUUUGGUGGUGUUCCGCUGGCUCGUGGCACAGAUCUUUAUAGCCCAGGCUGCGUCUGAAGCUGUUGUUAGAGGAGUGGUGGGGCAAAGUGCUCUGCUGCCUUGCUACUACCAGGUGGCACGACAUACGGAUAUCUCUGACAUGUGCUGGGGCAGAGGCCCCUGCCCAAAUUCCAAGUGCAGCAACAAAAUUUUGCACACCACUGGGAACAGGGUGACGUUCAGAAAGUCUCAGGAGUACAACCUCCAGGGCUAUAUUUCCCACGGGGAUGUGUCUCUCACGAUUGGGAGAGUGAAGGCGGAAGACGCGGGCACAUACUGCUGUCGCGUGGAGAUCCCGGGCUGGUUCAAUGACAUCAAGCAGAACAUACGGCUGGAGGUGGUCACAGCCCCUCCAGUGACGACAACCACCACGAGAAAGGCUCCCGUUUCCCCCCGACGUUUUAAAAGAACAACAACUGUUGCUCCCCAAGUAACCUCUGAUCAUCAAACAACAGCAGAGGCUUCUGUCCUUUGGACGACCACCAUCCCAGAAGCAAAAACUGACACCACUGAGUCUCCAGCAGUAAUCACGGAGGAGCCCAUUGCUGCCCCAACGUCUGCUGUGACGGAAAACAAUGCUUUUCAAGCAACUGCUGUGGCAAUUAGCACUUCUCCAGGUUAUUCAGCUGGUUUCCAAGAAGAUGACAUGAGGACUGAAGAUGAUGGCAUGCUCUUCCUAUCUGAGUCUGCCCCUCUUCCUGGAGUGACUACUGAAUUACUAAGCACACCUCCUGCUGCAGAAGAAACUGAAAGUGCUCACACUUCUCUCAUGGUGGAAGACCUGCCAGUUAUAGAGAAUUCAACAAGGUCAGAUUACAAGGCUGAGAAACAUGAUGAUAAUGGAGAUAAGUUUCCCAGCUGGGCCAUGAUCAUUGCCUGUCUCCUAGCAGUGUCUGUUCUUUUCAUAUUGGUGCCCUCGGUGUUGUUUUGGAAACGUAAACACACAAAGAAGUUUAUAAUGAGAAGCCUUCAACCAGCAAGAGACCUUGAAAAAGUCUUCAGUGGCCCUGAAGGAGAAACCAGCACACUUUCUCUGUGAGCAGCUCCAACAUCCUCUGCAGAUGCCAUGGAGAAUAAAAACGGGCUUGUUUCAUGCUACAUUGAGAGAUGUUUAUGAGCCCUCAAAAUAUCAGUGGCUGUCAACCAAACAGCGAAGCUUCAGCUGUGAAAAAUUAAACUCUUUGUGCAAAUUUUGCUGUGUCACCUUUAAAACUCUUUGCAUAGAGAAGUUUCUUUGGGAAGGUGAUUAUGCAUUAUUCAUAGGUUUGGUUGGUGUUUGUUUUUUUUUUCCCUGGGAUCUACCUUUUUACUAAUACCACACUAUAGAAUUGAUUUGGUUUUCUCUAUUUUUACUAAUGCUCUUCCUUGAAUACAGCUUACACUGUGAGAAACUGAAGAGGGAAGAAAGGAUGUAGAAUGUUGCCUAACUUCUAGUUGCCAAAGACAAAAAAAGAAAGAAAGAAAGAAAAAUUCAGUAAAUAAAAUGCUUAUUUCUUUCAUAUAAUCAAGGGAAAACAUUAAGCCACAAGACUGCUGGAAGUAUAAAUCAAAAUCACAGAUUACUUAAGGGGUACCGAUGCUGCCUGUGCUUCAGCAUGUUUGAAUGACCCUUGGGGACUUUGUUAAUAAACUUUGUAAUUUACCACUA
Messenger RNA from Pogoniulus pusillus (Red-fronted tinkerbird), 1695 nucleotides. Its product is annotated as T-cell immunoglobulin and mucin domain-containing protein 4-like. NCBI's taxonomy places the organism in Eukaryota, Metazoa, Chordata, Aves, Piciformes, Lybiidae. Gene Ontology annotation, molecular function: phosphatidylserine binding. The coding region runs from base 1 to 1086 and encodes 361 amino acids. The record is from RefSeq and is a predicted model, not a curated record. Gene Ontology annotation, biological process: cytoskeletal rearrangement involved in phagocytosis, engulfment; apoptotic cell clearance. The transcript is spliced from 8 exons.